This is a messenger RNA of Grammomys surdaster, 2483 nucleotides long. It is a transcript of the gene Nbn, whose product is annotated as nibrin. The coding region runs from base 106 to 2355 and encodes 749 amino acids. Gene Ontology annotation, cellular component: Mre11 complex; nucleus. Gene Ontology annotation, molecular function: protein binding; damaged DNA binding. Lineage: Eukaryota; Metazoa; Chordata; Mammalia; Rodentia; Muridae. Gene Ontology annotation, biological process: mitotic G2 DNA damage checkpoint signaling; double-strand break repair via homologous recombination; telomere maintenance. The record is from RefSeq and is a predicted model, not a curated record. The transcript has 16 exons.
GGAACGCGCACGUCCCGGAGCCCGCGCCGGUGCAGCACGGUGGCCGCGCACGCUGGGCAGCCACGGUUGGCGUCGCACGUCGCGGGGUUCUGAGACGCCGGACCCAUGUGGAAGCUGCUCCCGGCCGCAGGUGCGGCUCCAGGAGAACCAUGCCGACUUUUGGCUGGCGUAGAAUACAUUGUUGGGAGGAAAAACUGUGCCAUUCUAAUCGAAAAUGAUCAGUCAAUCAGCCGAAAUCAUGCUGUGUUAACAGUAAACUUUCCUGUAACCAGUUUGAGUCAAACAGAUGAAAUUCCUACAUUAACAAUAAAAGAUAAUUCUAAGUAUGGAACCUUUGUUAAUGAAGAAAAAAUGCAGACUGGUCUUUCCUGCACUUUGAAGACAGGAGAUAGAGUUACCUUUGGGGUGUUUGAAAGUAAAUUCAGAGUAGAAUACGAGCCUUUGGUUGUUUGUUCUUCUUGUUUAGAUGUCUCUGGGAAAACAGUUUUAAACCAAGCUAUCUUACAGCUUGGAGGACUUACUGCAAACAACUGGACAGAAGAAUGUACUCACCUUGUCAUGUCGUCAGUUAAAGUCACCAUUAAAACUAUAUGUGCACUCAUUUGUGGACGUCCAAUUGUAAAGCCAGAAUACUUUUCUGAAUUUCUCAAAGCAGUUGAGUCUAAGAAACAGCCUCCAGAAAUUGAAAGUUUUUACCCACCCAUUGAUGAACCAGCUAUUGGAAGUAAAAGUGUUGAUCUGUCAGGACGACAUGAAAGAAAACAGAUCUUCAAAGGGAAAACAUUUGUAUUUUUAAAUGCCAAACAGCAUAAAAAGCUCAGCUCCGCAGUUGCCUUCGGAGGUGGGGAAGCCAGGCUGAUGGCAGAGGAAGACGAAGAGGAACAGAGUUUCUUUUCAGCUCCCGGAACCUGCGUUGUUGAUGUAGGAAUAACAAAUACACAGCUCAUAAUUACAGACUCCCAGAAAAAAUGGAUUCAUUUGAUAAUGGAUAUACUUCAAAGGAAUGGUCUCAGAUCUAUUCCUGAAGCAGAGAUUGGAUUGGCUGUUAUUUUUAUGACUACAGAGAAUUACUGUAAUCCACAGGGCCAGCCUUGUACAGAAUUAAAGACAACGACUCCAGGACCAAGCCUUUCCCAAGGCCUGUCAGCCAAUGGAAAAAUAAUCCCAAGUGCUCCAAUGAAUAUGACCACAUACGUAGCUGACACAGAAUCAGAGCCAGCAGAUACAUGUAUGUCUUUGAGUGAAAGACCAAAAGAAGAAAAGAUCCCUGGACUGGAAAAAAACUCUAGGAAGCUUUCACAAGAAGCAUGGAAUAUAAAGGAGGCCCCUAAACCAAGCUCCAAAGCUAAUAGUGUAGCAUCAAAUACUCUGGUUAGGGGAAAGACCCCGAGCUAUCAGCUUUCUCCAAUGAAAUUUCCUGCUGCAAAUAAAAAUAAAGAUUGGACUUCUCAGCAGCAGCAGAACUCCAUCAAAAACUACUUCCAGCCAUACACCAGAAAAAGGGAAAGGGAUGAAGAAAAUUCAGAACUGUCCUCAUGCAAAUCGUCAAGAAUGGAACUGUCCUGUUCUCUUUUAGAACAAACACAACCUGCUGGACCCUCACUGUGGAAAAACAAGGAACAUCAGUCUCAGAAUGAGACUCUGGACAGGGAAGCCGAUGCCUCAUUUGUGAGUGGAAUAGACAUAAAACCCAAUGAGAAGAGUACUGACAGUAAAUCAUUUUCCAUAGAAAAUCUUAGACCAAAAAAAAGAAAAGAAAUUGAUUUGGCUAUAGAAGAGGAAGUAUUGGAAGAGUUACUCAAGAGUACAAAGCCAGAGCUGGCAGUUCAAGUGAAAGUUGAGAAGCAGGAGUCUGAUGUCACCGUCAGAAAAAAGCCAAGGACAGAUGCAGAGAGGAAUCGGCCCCCGAGUGCUGGAUCAAUGCCGGAAAGCAACAGUGUACUUCAAGAAGAUAAGACAGAAAAAAAGGAUGAGCUUCAGACAGAAUCAUGGUCAACAAAACAUGAAAUAGCUAUUAGUGAUGAACUUCCAAACAGCGGUGAGGAGCUUCCAAGAAAACUGCUGCUGACUGAGUUUAGGUCAUUAGUCGUCAGUAACCACACUUCCAGAAAUCUGUGUGUAAAUGAUUUUGGUCCACUGAAGAAUUUCAAGAAAUUCAAGAAGGCUACGUUUCCUGGAGCAGGAAAGCUUCCACACAUCAUUGGAGGAUCAGACUUAGUAGGUCACCAUGCUCGAAAGAAUACCGAAUUAGAGGAGUGGUUGAAACAUGAAAUGGAGGUACAGAAACAACAAGCAAAAGAAGAAUCUCUUGCUGAUGAUCUGUUUAGAUAUAAUCCUAAUGUAAAAAGAAGAUAAUUGAACCUUAUAAAGGAAGCUAUAGAAGUGCAUUUCUACUUCAGACCAACUGGGAUACCUGAAUGUAGUACAUAAAAAUUACAAAUGCUUUAAGGCUUCAGUUUGUUAAAUAAACCAAACAAACUCCA